Molecule: messenger RNA, 711 nt
Organism: Metopolophium dirhodum (rose-grain aphid)
Lineage: Eukaryota; Metazoa; Arthropoda; Insecta; Hemiptera; Aphididae
Exons: 3
Coding region: 204-596 (130 amino acids)
Source: RefSeq, a predicted model, not a curated record
AUUAAAUAUAUACGCUAUACAGUAUACAAUAUACAUUAUAGUUAUAGUAUUAUACUACUUGAAUAGUUUAAUAUCUAUGAAAUUAAUGUGUUUUUAGUUUUAUUAAAAAUUGUUUUACCUAUAUAAAUUAUAAUACAACGUUAUUGUUAUGUCGAAUAAAAAAAAAUGUACACUGCAAUUUUGGCUAAAACCGAAAACAACCAAUGACAAUACGAGUACAAAUUCGGUUAACAACAAGACUGACAAUAAUACAAUUCAAAAGAAUUCAAAUCAAACGAGCACGUAUUUUAGCUAUAAAACCACAUAGUGCAGAUGUAGAGAGAAUAAUAUCCUACUACAAUAUUCUCAAAUCCCACCAUAGAUCCAGCCUAGCACCUGAAACAAUUAAAAAUUGUCUCCAUGUUAAAAUAAAUAUGUGCACAUUAAGUGAAUUUGAUCCACGUGAAGCAGUUUUGUAUUGGUUAAAUUUAAAAAAAAGGCAUGACAAAGCUCAUCCGAUGGCAGAAAAACAAAGUUGGUAUCAAGGAGUAUUUUAUGAAGCUGAUUCAGAAACUUCUAUAAAUAAAUCAGAAAGUAAACAAAGUGUUCGUUUUUAAUAGUAUAAAUAUAAUUUAUGUUUAAGUUUGACAAGUUAAAUUUAUUUUAUAAGAUUAUAAUAUUGUUUUAAAAUUACAAUAUAGAAAAAGUAUUAUAAUUAGUUACAAAACUUGA